This is a messenger RNA of Microcebus murinus (gray mouse lemur), 3184 nucleotides long. RefSeq names its product transient receptor potential cation channel subfamily C member 4 associated protein (gene TRPC4AP). Gene Ontology annotation, cellular component: Cul4A-RING E3 ubiquitin ligase complex. Gene Ontology annotation, biological process: ubiquitin-dependent protein catabolic process. NCBI's taxonomy places the organism in Eukaryota, Metazoa, Chordata, Mammalia, Primates, Cheirogaleidae. The record is from RefSeq and is a predicted model, not a curated record. Gene Ontology annotation, molecular function: phosphatase binding.
GCGCUGCGGCGACCCCUCCGCCGCCCCGUAGAAGUCUCCGCGGCCCCGGGGCCGCUCGCUUCCUGUUUGUCGGGCUAGGAGACAUGGCGGCGGCGGCGGCGCCGGCGGCGGCCGGGUCUGGGGCCAGCCGAGCGAGACGGUCGGCAGCAACAGAAACAGCCUGGGGCGGAUGGGGCGGCCGGCCGCGGCCCGGUAACAUUCUGCUGCAGCUGCGGCAGGGCCAGCUGACCGGCCGGGGCCUGAUCCGAGCGGUGCAGUUCACUGAGACUUUUUUGGCGGAGAGGGACAAACAAUGCAAAUGGAGUGGAAUUCCUCAAUUGCUCCUUAAGCUGUAUGCCACCAGCCACCUCCAUAGUGACUUCGUUGAGUGCCAAAACAUCCUCAAGGAAAUUUCUCCUCUUCUCUCCAUGGAGGCUAUGGCAUUUGUUACUGAAGACAGGAAACUUACCCAAGAAACCACUUAUCCAAAUACUUAUAUUUUUGACUUGUUUGGAGGUGUUGAUCUCCUUGUAGAAAUACUUAUGAGGCCUACAAUCUCUAUCCGGGGACAGAAACUGAAAAUAAGUGAUGAAAUGUCCAAGGACUGCUUAAGCAUCCUGUAUAACACCUGUGUCUGUACGGAAGGAGUUACAAAGCGUUUGGCCGAAAAGAAUGACUUUGUGAUCUUCCUAUUUACUCUGAUGACAAGUAAGAAGACAUUCUUACAAACAGCAACUCUCAUUGAAGAUAUUUUGGGUGUUAAAAAGGAAAUGAUCCGACUAGAUGAAGUCCCCAAUCUGAGUACUUUAGUAUCCAAUUUCGAUCAGCAGCAGCUUGCUAAUUUCUGCCGGAUCCUGGCUGUCACCAUUUCAGAGAUGGAUACAGGGAAUGAUGACAAGCACACACUUCUUGCCAAAAACGCUCAGCAGAAGAAGAGCUUGAGCUUGGGACCUUCUGCAGCUGAAAUCAACCAAGCAGCCCUUCUCAGCAUCCCUGGCUUUGUCGAGCGGCUUUGCAAACUGGCAACUCGAAAGGUGUCAGAAACAACAGGCACGGCCAGCUUCCUGCAGGAGUUGGAGGAGUGGUACACGUGGUUAGACAAUGCUUUGGUGCUAGAUGCCCUGAUGCGAGUGGCCAAUGAGGAGUCAGAACACAAUCAAGCCUCCAUUGUGUUCCCGCCUCCAGGGGCUUCGGAAGAGAAUGGUCUGCCUCACACUUCAACUAGGACCCAGCUGCCCCAGUCAAUGAAGAUCAUGCACGAGAUCAUGUACAAACUGGAAGUGCUCUAUGUCCUGUGCGUGCUGCUGAUGGGGCGUCAGCGAAACCAGGUUCACAGAAUGAUUGCAGAGUUCAAGCUGAUCCCUGGACUCAAUAAUUUGUUUGACAAGCUUAUUUGGAGGAAGCACUCAGCAUCUGCCCUUGUCCUCCAUGGUCACAACCAGAAUUGUGACUGUAGCCCGGAUAUCACCUUGAAGAUACAGUUUUUGAGGCUUCUCCAGAGCUUCAGCGACCACCACGAGAACAAGUACCUGCUCCUCAACAACCAGGAGCUGAACGAACUCAGCGCCAUCUCUCUCAAGGCCAACAUCCCCGAGGUGGAAGCCGUCCUCAACACCGACAGGAGUUUGGUGUGUGAUGGGAAGAGAGGCUUAUUAACCCGGCUGCUACAGGUGAUGAAGAAGGAGCCAGCUGAGUCAUCUUUCAGGUUUUGGCAAGCCCGGGCUGUGGAGAGUUUUCUCCGAGGGACCACCUCCUAUGCAGACCAGAUGUUCCUGCUGAAGCGAGGCCUUCUGGAGCACAUCCUGUACUGCAUUGUGGACAGUGAGUGCAAGUCAAGGGAUGUGCUUCAGAGUUACUUCGACCUCCUAGGGGAGCUGAUGAAGUUCAAUGUUGAUGCAUUCAAGAGAUUCAAUAAAUAUAUCAACACUGAUGCAAAGUUCCAGGUGUUCCUGAAGCAGAUUAACAGCUCCCUGGUGGACUCGAACAUGCUGGUGCGCUGUGUCACUCUGUCGCUAGACCGAUUUGAAAACCAAGUGGACAUGAAAGUGGCCGAGGUCCUGUCCGAGUGCCGCCUGCUCGCCUACAUAUCCCAGGUGCCCACGCAGAUGUCCUUCCUCUUCCGCCUCAUCAACAUCAUCCACGUGCAGACCCUGACCCAGGAGAACGUCAGCUGCCUCAACACCAGCCUGGUGAUCCUAAUGCUGGCCCGGCGGAAAGAGCGGCUGCCUCUGUACCUGAGGCUGCUGCAGCGGAUGGAGCACAGCAAGAAGUACCCCGGCUUCCUACUCAACAACUUCCACAACCUGCUGCGCUUUUGGCAGCAGCAUUACCUGCACAAGGACAAGGACAGCACCUGCUUGGAGAACAGCUCCUGCAUCAGCUUCUCAUACUGGAAGGAGACGGUGUCCAUCCUGUUGAACCCAGACCGCCAGUCACCCUCUGCCCUUGUUAGCUACAUCGAGGAGCCCUACAUGGACAUAGACAGGGACUUCACCGAGGAGUGACGUUGGGCCAGGCCUCGGGAGGCCGCUGGGCUGGUGUGGGUGAGCGUGGGUACAAUACUACAUGCCCUGCCCUGGUCCAUCCCUCCCCUGCUGCUCUCUGCCUGCCCCAGGUCUUCAGGUACAGGCUUGGUGGGAGAGAGUGUCUUGGAAGCCCUUGGUCACUGGGUUGGAGGGCCCAGGUCAUGUAAGUCUCACUUCCCUCACAGUCCCCAUGAUAAGGGUGGGCAUGGUGCCCCUGUCCUUCCUUCAGAAUCCUGGGGCCCUGGCCUACCCAGAGAUAAGAGGACUUUUAAAAUUAGCUCUGUCUGAGCUCCUGCCCAGUCUCUUGGCUGUCAGUCCCAGGAUGGGGAGGAAGAUAUGGGUACCCCCCCAAAUCUGUGAGCCAAGCCCUCCUCUGUCCCUGGCCUUUGGACCCAGGCAAAAGCUUCUGAGCCCUGGGCAGGGGUGGGGGGUACGAGAGAAUGCUGCCUUCCCCCAAGCCUGCCCCUCCCCAGGCCCCCUUAUUUUCCUUUAGCUCCUCUGGUUUUGUUUGCUCAUGGGGCACAGGGCCACUGUGCCUGCCCCACCCCUGGGUAGCAUCUGCCUGAGCCCAGACACAAGAGCCUGGCUGGAAGCUCACCCUUGGCCCCUCGUUGUGUUGCCAAUUUAUUAACAGCAAAUAAACCCAGGAAAUGGAGACUAUUAAAGAACUUUAUUUUAAA